This is a messenger RNA of Spirodela intermedia, 2107 nucleotides long. Lineage: Eukaryota; Viridiplantae; Streptophyta; Magnoliopsida; Alismatales; Araceae. The record is from the annotation of a GenBank genome assembly.
AUGAUAGCGUGUCUGGAGCAGCGAUUCCUGCCCGAGAGCGAGGCUGUGGCGGGCACCAGCAGUGGGGACGCCCAGGAGGAGGAGUGGGAGGAGGACCUCGGGUUGAUCCGCGGCCUGGAGCUCCACGGGCCUGUCGAAAUAGACUGCGCCACCUCGCCGCCGUCGGCAGCGGCGGCGGCGAGAGACUUCGGGGGGAUCUACCGGCUCCCCCCAGUGGCAGUCGUCUGGCCCGCGUCCUCGGAAGACGUGGCGAGCGUGGUCCGCCUUGCCGCUCGCUCUCCCCGCCUCACCGUCGCCCCCCGCGGCAACGGGCACUCCAUCCACGGCCAGGCAAUGGCGGCCGGCGGCGUGGUCCUUGAGAUGCGUCCCUCCAUGGCGUCGCUGGAGCUCGUGCCGGGGGCCACACCCGCCGUGCGCGCCGGCGCCGGCGCUCUGUGGGACGAGGUGCUGGAGUGGUGUGUCGGUCGUCACGGCCUUGCCCCGCGGUCGUGGACCGACUACCUCGGCCUGACGGUCGGCGGGACACUCUCCAACGGCGGGAUCAGCGGCCAGGCAUUUCGCUUCGGCCCCCAGACCGCCAACGUGAUCGAGCUGGAGGUGGUCACCGGCCGGGGCGACUCGAUCGUCUGCUCCGAGACCCGAUGCUCGGACCUCUUCUUCGCUGCGCUCGGCGGGCUCGGCCAGUUCGGGGUCAUCACCCGCGCCACCAUCCCCCUCCAGCCCGCGCCCGACAUGGUGCGGCCGCCGCCGCCGCCGCCCUUCUUUCGGAACAUUCCUCAGAUUCCUUCGUUUUUUUAAUCCUUGUCUCUUGUAGGUGAGGUGGAUGAGGGUGGUGUACGCCGACUUCGAGCACUACGCCGGCGACGCUGAGUGGCUGGUCAGCCGCGCGGCGGCGGAGGCUGGAGAGGCUUUCGACUACGUGGAGGGGUUCGUCCUCGUUAAUGCCGAUGACCCAGUUAACGGGUGGGGCUCGGUGCCCCUGGAGCGGGGCCAGAGGUUCGACGGCGAGGCGGUUCCUCCAGCCGCCGGUCCAGUCCUCUACUGCCUCGAGGUGGCGGCCUACUACGACCUCCGCGACGCCGACGACUCCGUGGACAAGGUAGGCCAUGGACAUUUCGGUCAUUCCGAGGGAGUUCGCUGUCGGAGGGUGGGGCCCAUGACACGCACGUCUGCGACGUGCGUGAUCUUACGCUGGAUUCUCUGACACAACGGACAAAUGCCUUCCCGCUCCCCUCCCCCCUUCGAUUCCCGCCAUCAUUGCAUAUUCCGCCGUCGCAGAAGGCGGAGGGGCUGCUGCGGCGUCUGCGGCACGUGCGGCGGCUGGAGUUUCGGACGGACGUGAGCUAUGUGGGGUUUCUGUCUCGUGUGAAGCGCGCGGAGGAGGAAGCGAGGGGUCGCGGCAUCUGGGACGGGGCUGCGCACCCAUGGCUGAACCUGCUCGUCUCCAAGGGCGACAUCGCUGACUUUGACCGCCAGGUCUUCAAGCGCAUCCUCCGCGGCGGUGUCGGCGGGCCGAUGCUCGUCUACCCUCUCCUCAAGUCGAGGUGAGUCUCCUCAACUCCUCGUCCUCGUUCAGAACCAGGGAUUGGGGGGGUUGCGAUUCAGGGCUGCGAGGUUUGUCUUAGCUGGUAAAGAAAAAAACGUCUCUCCCACGGGCACCUUUGCUUCACGAGGAGAGGGGGGAUGGAGGGGGUCAGGUUUUGCUAUGCCGCAGCUGGCGGCAUCCGAGGGCGUCUUCUUCCCCGGCUGACUGCCGUUUUCUGGUUUUGGCAGAUGGGAUCCGAGGGCAUCGGUAGCGCUGCCGGCCGGGGAGGUGUUCUACCUGGUGGCGUUGCUGCGGUUCAACCGGCCACCGCCGGAGGGCCCGCCGACGGAAGAGUUGCUGGCGCAGAACCAAGAGGUGGUCGACUGCUGCGUUGUCAACGGCUACGAUUUCAAGAUGUACCUGCCGCACUACCGGAGCCGCGACCAGUGGGAGCGGCACUUUGGCGAGCAGUGGCCCCGGUUCGCCAAGAGGAAGGCCAGCUACGAUCCCUUGGCCAUCCUCUCUCCUGGGCAGAGGAUCUUUCGCAGAGGUCAGGGCCCCCUCGGGGAACAAGACAAUUAA